Messenger RNA from Cladophialophora psammophila CBS 110553, 1455 nucleotides. RefSeq lists its product as uncharacterized. The record is from RefSeq and is a predicted model, not a curated record. NCBI's taxonomy places the organism in Eukaryota, Fungi, Ascomycota, Eurotiomycetes, Chaetothyriales, Herpotrichiellaceae. The transcript is spliced from 3 exons. The coding region runs from base 1 to 1455 and encodes 484 amino acids.
AUGUCAUACCUCGGGCCAUUCAAUGGUCAUGUCAACGGAGCCCUUGUGAUGAAAGAGCUCCACAAACCGUGGCCUCACUGGCAUACAGAUAAUCAUAGCCUCGUCAGUAAUAUGCCACAAAGACUUAAAAACCGGUUCAAGACGGCCCCGUAUCUCACAGAUCAAGGUACCGGCUCAGUCUUUUCUCUCGUGAAGAGCGCCGAAAGUCUCGAAUCUAUUGUCGAAAAGGGAAUAAGCAAAUGGUACACUACUCGCAAGUCCCUAGACUUUCUCGACGCUGGAAAUCGACUUCGAUCAAAUCCAUCAAACGUAAGACGAUGGAUGGCGCACCUUCUCCUCAAUACCACCAUCAAUAUCGCAGUGGCACAAACGAUAGGGCAAAAAUGGCGUGCACCAGCAAAUCACUUCUACAACAGGGAGAUGUUUAGUCAGUAUUCUGCAACAGACCUGCUUAAAGACAUUGAGAUCCCCAAAUUUGAGUUUAGCAAAACCGACUACAUGCAAGCUUCCGAAAAUCUGGGCUUAGCGGUGAUCCAAGACGUCCGCGAAGUGCCUGCAGGUCACCAAGGGCUGCAUCUGCCCGAAGGAACUUUAGGAGGCGGAAAACAGACCAGCUCAUUCGAUCAGACACUGUUCGUACAGGUACAGGGGGAAGAGCUUGAAGACAUGAUGUUCACUAUUCUCCAACCUUCGUUUGAGGAUUCGCAGGGUGUGCUCAUCAUGCAGAACAUCAAAAGCAAUCCUGGGAAGGCUCCUACGUCGCUGCUAUCGCCAAAGGUCUUCAAUGCUUUGAUGAUGCUCGAUUUCUGGAACCCCGUGUAUUCCUGGAGAAGAGCUGUGUUGAUGCAAUACGUUCCUAUGUCGACUGUUUACAACGAGACUACUGGGAAGUACGACUUGGAAGAUCAGUUCAUCGCCAACGUCAAGAACUCAAAGUUCUACCUGGAGGAAGACCCCGAAGUUCGUAACGCAAGUCCAGAAUACCAGUUUAUCACACUCCUUGAUACAGAACUGCAGACUCACCAAGCCAAGAUCAGACAAUACAUGCACAGUGUCGAUGCACGAUUAAAGACUGUCGAGGGUCUGAUAGACUACAUCAGACUUGCAGAAUCUCGGAGGCUGAUUUACCGCCCACUGCCCCUUGACGAGUUUGCCCUGACAAUUCCGUACGCACUUAAGUAUGGACUCGACUUCCAUUCUCGGUACGAGAUGACGGAGGCUGGAGAUAUACAGACCCUACCGGGCAGAGGUUCGAAAUUCUUUCGGUCAUGGACCCGCACGCAGGAUGGGUGGUCUCUGGCUGGCUACGACCCUCAUCUCAUCCCGAGGCCCGACGGACUGGACGAAGACUCCCCGUCGCUUACAAGCCCUCCGGCGGCCGCUUCAAGGAGCAUCCGCUCAGCGCAGACGAAGACAACGCGAUGUCCAUACAGGGAGGUCUGGCCGGAGAUCUAG